Messenger RNA from Hippocampus comes (tiger tail seahorse), 5878 nucleotides. RefSeq names its product ddb1 and cul4 associated factor 1 (gene dcaf1). Gene Ontology annotation, cellular component: Cul4-RING E3 ubiquitin ligase complex; nucleus. The transcript is spliced from 25 exons. The record is from RefSeq and is a predicted model, not a curated record. Lineage: Eukaryota; Metazoa; Chordata; Actinopteri; Syngnathiformes; Syngnathidae. Bases 308 to 4936 code for a protein of 1542 amino acids. Gene Ontology annotation, biological process: protein ubiquitination. Gene Ontology annotation, molecular function: histone H2AT120 kinase activity; nuclear estrogen receptor binding.
UAGCUUCCUUGUUUAGCCGAGGCGCAGCGACUCAAAGAGCGCAUCUUGUUUACAUCAUCCGAAUGCGAGUAAAUGCAUAACGUGUUGCUUCAGUCAGAAUGACUGCUCCGUCUACUUGCUUCCUGUGUUCUUGUUUUCGAUCACUUCUGUAUUUUUGACAGUUGUGGUCCACGGAGACCGCUGCACCUGCAAACAGACAAUCUGUCUGUCGUCCUACAAAAUGUAUCCUAAAGUAGUUUCCGGCUGAUUGGGUUCAAGUAUUGCUUUCUUCCUAAAGGAGUUCCGCUCAGAGUUCUUUGAUUGCGUUAUGGCGUUGGCAUCUGCCAGUGUGGACUCCAAGGCAGAGCUGACUGCUCUACUGGAAGAGUGGGAGAGGCAACAACAAGGCAGCACACAAGAGCUAGUGAACAUCCUCACCAAAAUCUCUGAGCUCGUUGAGAAGGAGACCGAAGAGUACCACAAAGUGGACCCGGACCCUUUUGAUGAUCGACAUCCCGGGAGAGCUGAUCCAGAAUGUGUAUUAGGGCAUUUGCUCAAGAUCCUCUUUAAGAAUGAUGACUUCAUGAACACAUUGGUGAAUAGCUAUGUGAUGGCCAGCAGAGAAUUUGCCCUCAAUGCAGAAGCUUGCCGCCUGCUUCAGAACAUCAUGCCUGGCCUGGAGACAGCAGUGGUCUUUCAGGAAAAGGAGGGAAUAGUUGAAAGGUUGUUCAAGUGGGCUCAGGAGGCUGAGCAGCCCCUCCGAAUCUAUGCUACAGGCUUGCUGGCUGGUGCCAUGGAGAACCAAGACAUUGCAGCCAACUACCGAGAAGAGAACUCCGUCUUGGUGCCGCUGAUGCUGCAUCGCUUGCGUGAGCUGCAAGAUAAAGACGCAGAGACAAAAAGAGAAAUCAAACGUCCCAGUCCCAGAAAAACUCUAAGUGGUCCUUUGCUUCCUUUGGAUGAGGAGACCCUCGACGGAGGCUUUGAGAAGUCCUUCUCGCUCGGCCAAAACGGAGCUGAAACGGAAGGACGAGAACCCGAGGAGGACGUUGAAAUGAACCUGUCCGCCUCGGAGCCAGAAAAGGAGCUUCCCUUUCAUCCCAACGCCCCUCACAAGGCCAACAGCUGUGCUCCCUCCGUUGUGAAAACCAUGAUGAAGCCCAUGUCGGCCCCAGGAUCACUCGUGCACCUCGGCGCCUAUGACGCUAGCGGUUACCCAAAAAGAAAAGCGGAGAAAGAGAGUGGCCGGUCCGCAAAGCACAAGUUGACUUUCUCCCUGCCAGAACCGGAGAGGAACGUAAGCGAGCUUUCCAACAGCAGCUGGUCCGAGAUGAGCCCGUGGGUGAUCGGCAACAGCUACCGUUUAUAUCCUCUGACCCCUGAGAUUGAACAGAGACUCAUUUUGCAGUACCUCACUCCACUGGGAGAAUAUCAGGAGCUGUUGGCAGUGUUCAUGCAAAUGGGAGCCCGGGAGCUGCUGAUGCAUUAUAUGGAUCUGAAGCAGACCAACGACGUCCAGCUCACAUUUGAGGCCCUCAAGUACUUGGCCUCUCUUCUGCUUCACAAGAAGUUUGCCGCAGAGUUUGUGGCGCACGGAGGAGUUCAGAAAUUGCUUGAGAUCCCCAGGCCCUCGAUGGCUGCCACUGGAGUGUCCCUGUGCCUCUACUACCUUGCCUAUAACCAGGAUGCCAUGGAACGGGUGUGCAUGCUGCCCCACUCGGUUCUGGCGGACGUGGUCGGCUACACGCUGUGGCUGCUGGAAUGCUCGCACGCAUCCGGCUGCUGCCACGCCACCAUGUUCUUCUCCAUUUCCUUCUCUUUCCGCGCCGUGCUGGAGCUCUUUGACAAGCAGGACGGGCUGAGACGUCUCGUCAAUCUGAUUAGCACCUUGGAGAUCCUGAACCCGGACGACCAGGGAGCGCUGCUGAGUGACGACGAGAUUUUCUCCAGCAGGCAGACGGCGAAGCACACUUGCAUGGCGCUGCGCCGCUACUUUGAGGCCCAUCUGGCCAUCAAGGUGGAGCAGGUGAAGCAGUCCCUGCAGCGCACAGAGGGAGGCGCGCCCAUUCACUCGCAGCCCUAUUACAAGGCGGUCAGUUACAGCCGCGAGCAGGUCGUCGAGAUGAUGGAGUUUAUCAUCGAGCACGGCCCUCUCCGCUUAUACUGGGAACCGGCGGAGGUCUUCCACAAACUCUCUUGCGUCCAACUCCUCCUUCAACUCAUUUCCAUUGCAUGUGACUGGAGGACCUACUAUGGCAGGAGUGACACCGUGCGCUAUGCUCUCGACAUCCUGAGCAUCCUCACGGUUGUACCAAAGACUCAAAUGCUGUUAUCCGAGACCGUUGCCGUCGUCGACGAGGGCGGGUCUACCAUAUCCAGCGCAGGAAUGAACAUCGUCCUAGCAGUGGCCGAGGGAGAAGUGUUUGUGAACGACGCAGAGAUCCAGAAGUCGGCCCUGCAGGUUGUCAUUAACUGUGUCUGCGCUCCCGACAAACGCAUGUCCAGCAUCGGGAAGUUCAUUGCGGGCACUCCCCGUCGUCGCCUCCCUCACAUGACCAAAGCCAGCGAGAACGUGCUCACAAAGAUGUGGAACGUGGUGCAGUCCAACAACGGCAUUAAGGUUCUGCUGUCCCUGCUGACAGUGAAGAUGCCGAUUACAGAUGCGGAUCAGAUCCGGGCGCUGGCCUGCAAGGCCCUGGUGGGGCUGUCUCGCUCCACUUCCGUCAGGCAGAUCAUCAGCAAGCUGCCUUUGUUCAGUAGCGGCCACAUCCAGCAGCUCAUGAAGGAGCCCGUUCUCCAGGACAAACGCAGCGAGCACGUCAAGUUCUGCAAGUUCGCGGCGGAGCUCAUGGAAAGGAUAUCGGGGAAACCCUUGCUGAUCGGGACCGACGUAUCCCUGGCGUGGCUGCAGAGAGCGAGCGUGGUGGCCCAGUCCCGGAUCGCCUUCCCCGAGAAAGAGCUGCUCUUGCUUAUUCGCAACCACCUGGUCUCCAAAGGCCUUCAGGACACGGCCAGCGCCCUCACCAAGGAAGCCGAUCUGCCGAUGACGUGCCCGUCUCAUUCGUCGCUCGCCGCUUCGCCUUUCGCCUGCGCCGCUCCCCUCACGCCGCCGAUCGCCACCCUCCCCCGCACCCCGCGGCUGGCCAACGGCGUCGGCUCCAGACUGGGCAACCAUCCCUCGCACUCGUCCGCCGCGUCGCCGUGCCACUUGCAAGUGCGCCCCUCCGUGGUGCAACCCACCGCCGCGUAUUCCUCGGCGUCGGCGCCCCACUGCAGCAACGGCUCCCCUCUGAUCGGCCGAAUCGUUUUCUCUCGCGAGCGGCACACGUGGGGCGGCGGCGGCGCCGGCUGCAAGAAGCCUCGGGUGCUGCGGCAGAAGUCGGACCACGGCGCCUUCAGCCAGACGCCGGCCAUGAAGAAGCAGUUUGACAGGCACAUGCCCUCCCCCCCCGCGUUGGACGGCAUCAUCACCGAGUACCUGCGGGAACAGCACGCGCGCUGUAAAAACCCCGUCGCCACCUGCCCGCCCUUUUCUCUCUUCACCCCCCAUCAGUGCCCCGAGCCCAAACAGAGACGACAGGCACCGCUCAACUUCACGUCCCGGCACCUGAGGAGGGUCAUCUACCCCAAAUAUGGCGGAGCCGACGGAGGAUGCUUUGACAGACACCUCAUCUUCAGCAGGUUCCGUCCGAUCUCCGUUUUCAGGAAAGCCGACGAGAACGAAAGCGGAUUCACGUGCUGCGCCUUCUCAGCUCGCGAACGCUUCCUGAUGCUCGGGACCUGCGCGGGACAAUUGAAACUCUACAACGUGUUCACGGGCCAGGAGGAGGCCAGCUACAGCUGUCACAGUUCAGCCAUCACCCACCUCGAGCCCUCUCGAGAUGGCUCCUUAAUUUUAACUUCAGCCUCCUGGAAUUACCCGACGUCUGCGCUGUGGGGGAUGAAGUCGGUGUUCAUCAUGAAGCAUUCCUUUCUGGGUGACCAUUACGUGGAGUUCAGCAAGCUGUCCCAAGAUCGCGUCAUUGGGACCGAGGAGCAACUCGCGCACAUUUAUGACAUCCAGACGGGCCAGGUGACCCUGACCCUAAAUAACCCCGACUUGGCUAAUAACUACAAGAGGAACUGUGCCACCUUUAACCCUACCGAUGACCUGGUACUGAACGACGGCGUGCUGUGGGACGUGCGCUCCGCUCAGGCCAUCCACAAGUUUGACAAGUUCAACAUGAACAUCAGCGGCGUGUUCCACCCCAAUGGCCUCGAGGUCAUCAUUAACACGGAAAUUUGGGACCUGCGAACCUUCCAUCUCCUCCAUACAGUUCCUGCUCUGGACCAGUGCAGGACAGUCUUCAACAACAACGGCACCGUCAUUUACGGAGCGAUAUUACAGGCUGACGACGAAGACGACAUGAUGGAGAUGCAGAUGAAAAGUCCUUUUGGGUCAUCCUUCCGGACUUUCAACGCCACGGACUACAAACCCAUCGCCACCAUUGAUGUCAAGAAGAAUAUUUUUGAUCUGUGCACAGACUCGAAAGACUGCUACCUUGCUGUGAUUGAGAACCAAGACUCCAUCAACACGGACACAGUCUGCCGCCUUUAUGAAGUUGGCCGACAAAGACUGGCGGAGGAAGAAGAGGAGGACGAGGAGGAUCAGGAGGACGACGAUCAGGAGGAAGACGACGACGAUGACGACGACGACUCUGAUGACGACGUGGACACCGAUCCUCUCAUCGCGGAGCUUGAGAACGAAAAUGGCGGCGAUGAUGACGACGAGGGGAACGACGAGUUCUCACCCUCUGACGAAGAAGUGGCUCGCCUCCUCGUGGAGGACUUGGAUGGAGUGGACGACGACGACAAUGACGACGACUCCGACAUGGAGGACGCGGAACUGGACGUGGACAACGACAGCUCCGACAACUCUGACCUCGAAGAUGACAUCAUUCUGUCCCUCAAUGAGUGAGCGCCGAUCGGCUGCCGGGACUGAGAAACUGGGCCACGAGUCCAGACCUCGGCAUCGCGGGCGCCAGCUUCGGAGGAAGAGGCGACGAACGAGAGCCGCGUCAGAAGAUGCAAUUGGACCGAGGGAUCGGACCAAGGAAGAUUCCCAACCGUAACUAAAAACGCCACGAUUGUAUGCCAUGAGAGAGUUUUAGAAGAAGGCGUGAUGUGGAGGGUGCUUUGAAAACCUUUGAUCAUUUUAUUCUCAACCAACCCUUUUAUUUCUUAUUUCUGUCGGUGACGGGAGCAACUCGCGAUUGCAGGGCUGCACUUGUGUUGUGUCACGGCAGACUGGACUCGUCGUCACCGAUGUACUUGGCUUUUGGGUUUAGCCUGCUGCGUCGAUGCAGCGGUUGCUAUUCCGUAACGCGGCCUUUUGCUUGAAGAGGAUUCAAGAAUCACCCUCCUGGCUCACUGACCUCAACCAAAAGAACACUCGACUUGACAAAACUGCCAAAAUGCCUCCUGCGCAAUCCCCCCUACGUGCGCGCUCAAACUUUCACGGCUGUCCCUCAUCUUGCGCUCGGUGCGCUUUUGCUUCUGAUAAAUAGAUGGCAACCUUUGGGCUUUUGAUAAGAAAAAUGGCAAAAACUGACUAGGCCAUGUCCUGGGGUGGGGGUAAUAAAGUGUAAAUAUUUGGGGCUGGAAAAAAAUCUAUUUUGAUUUAAAGUUUGUUUCUAGGUCAAUUCAAUAAUUGAGGGGGUAAAAAAAGAUCUGGCUCAAUUUUAUCAAGCCAUUCGAUGAGUUAAUUGUUUUCUAUUCUAAACGAUUCUGCCUUGUAUCUGUUCAUUUUAUCAGCUUUCUUCUCCCCCCACGGGAAGAUGACUUGAUUUUCUUGAGAGGUUUAAUGUACAGCUUGUAUGUACCUAAAGUAUUUUCCUAAAAAUAAAACUUGAGAAUUUGA